UAAGAUGUCAUCAUCGCAAAUACACGAUUGUUCAAAAGGGUAUAUAAUGUAAGUCUGAUUUUGUUCUCUUAUUCUGAGAUUGGAUGUCAGCAACAGCGAUGAGGAUUCUGCAGCUCCGUUUAAGUAUUUGCGUGGUCAUUUUGUUCUGUGAUCGUGGCAAAACUUCGAAUACUACGACUUUAAGAAGUAGGAAACCAACGAUUGGGCCCAUAUUUUUGACGGUCAGCCAAAGUCCAAACCAACCCAAUGUAUUGCAAGUUUUGAUAAGAUUUGCUGGGCCUCCAGAUACAUUGGUUUUAGCUGACUUCUACAAAGAUCUUAAUAAAGUUCAAGUUUCUGGUGGGGAUUUUGUAUCAGUGGUUGAUUUAGAAGAAGGGAACGAUUUUUUUAUCUUAUCACUUAGUUCUGAAGCAACUUCCGAGAGGUUGCUUUUUAAUGUGCGUCCUGUCAUUGGAUACUAUAAAAUAUACCAAAACUGUAACAUAGAUGUCACCUCUUCUGAUGUUGAAGAGAUAACAACAUACACCAUCGUAAUAUCAGAAUGUUCCGGAGAAGAAACUGAGGGGGGAUUGGAAGAAUGGGGACUGUGGCAUGAAUUGUUCAAAGGGACAAAACAAAUUCCAUCAGCAGAUUAUCUGACAAUAGAAGAAAACCAGCAGUCAACGCUGGGAAAUGUAACGACCGUAAGCUUCAACAAAUCCAGUCUGAUGAACAACAAUGUCGAUAUGACAUUAUAUUUUUAUUUAUUAAUUUAUACACAGAACACCCUAGUACCUAGGAUUUACUGGAAUUACUUGUUAGAUUAAAGAGAUAGACUCCGCCGGUUUAUAGGAUUACAUUGGAGUUUGUUUUAUCUAAAUAAACCAUGAACAUUUGAUGUAUUCUUGACAAUAAAUAAAACCAUACUAAAUAU
Messenger RNA from Magallana angulata, 913 nucleotides. RefSeq lists its product as uncharacterized. The coding region runs from base 84 to 806 and encodes 240 amino acids. The transcript is spliced from 3 exons. NCBI's taxonomy places the organism in Eukaryota, Metazoa, Mollusca, Bivalvia, Ostreida, Ostreidae. The record is from RefSeq and is a predicted model, not a curated record.